UUCCGGCUCCCGCGGCUCUCUAGCGCCCGGUGCCGCUGCCCGGUGGUCCCGGCUUCCGCGUCCCAGGCUCGGCCCCCGCCUGGCCCGGCCUGGGCCUCCGCCCCGCUCCCGCCCCAGCCGCGGCCCGCAGAGGCCGCGGCCAACCGAGCCGCCAGCGACGCCCGCACAGCCGCGGGGGCCCGGGCGGGGGGCCAUGCCGUGCCGGAGGGAGGAGGAGGAAGCCGGCGACGAGGCGGAGGGGGAGGAGGACGACGACAGCUUCCUCCUGCUGCAGCAGUCGGUGACUCUGGGCGGCUCGACCGACGUGGACCGGCUCAUCGCCCAGAUCGGCGAGACGCUGCAGCUGGACGCGGAGCGCGACGGCCCGGCCUCACCGUGUGCCGUCCCGGGCCCCCCGCCCGUGCCUCCGCGCGUCUUGGCGGAGCUGCCGGUGGACAAGGCCGGGACCCCGGCGAGGCGGCUGCUGCGUCCGGUCGGGUCAGCGGAGGCCGGGAACCCUGCGCCCCCGGGGGCCGUGCGCUGCGUGCUGGGGGAGCGCGGGCGUGUGCGGGGCCGGGCGGCGCCCUACUGCGUGGCGGAGAUCGCCCCGGGCGCCAGCGCGCUUCCCGGGCCGGGACGGCGAGGGUGGCUUCCGGGCUCCGUGGCUUCUCGGCGAAUCCAGCAGCGGCGGUGGACCGCGGGCGGAGCGCGCGCGACGGAGGACGACCCGCAUCUGCUCCUGCAACAGCUCGUGCUCUCGGGAAACCUCAUCAAGGAGGCAGUGCGCCGACUCCAGCGAGCGGUCGCCGCGGUUGCGGCCACGAGCCCCGCGAGCGCCCCGGGGUCCGUGGGUGGCGGAAGCGCACCGGACUCAGUCACCUUGCGGCCCUCUGGUUCCUGGCUCUGACCCGGGGUCCUUGGAGGAGGGAGAGGACGCGGCUACGCGGAUCCAACAGUGUCUUACCCGGGACAGUGCGGAGCCGGAGCUGUCGUCCAUCUCUCAGGCUACAAAGUUACCGGCCGCAAGAGGCAGUUAGAGAAAACGAACUCGACUGAGCAGCACCGGCAGCCGAGGACCUGGGAUAUGCGGGGAGAACUGUGGCAGCUACUUGAUCCACUUGGACCUGACUUAGCCCUUAUCGUGUGCUUGGAUUGCUUAUAGAUGUGGCUCGCAGGGGCGGGAAUCGGGAGGGCUUCUAACAAUACUUGAAAACCAAUA
Mastomys coucha (southern multimammate mouse) is the source of this 1198-nucleotide messenger RNA. It is a transcript of the gene Frat2, whose product is annotated as FRAT regulator of WNT signaling pathway 2. The transcript has a single exon. Gene Ontology annotation, cellular component: cytoplasm. The record is from RefSeq and is a predicted model, not a curated record. Lineage: Eukaryota; Metazoa; Chordata; Mammalia; Rodentia; Muridae. Bases 194 to 886 code for a protein of 230 amino acids.